AUGGACUUUAUUCACAAUUUAAUCAAAAAAAUUUUUCCACAUAAUAUAAUAACUCAUCAUAUAAAUGACUUAACUAAUGAACCAUCCGAUCAAAAUAAUAUAACAAAUGAUAUUUGUAUAAAUCAACAAACGAAAAGAUAUCCUAUCAUUUUAUACAUUCGAAACCAUCAAUUUUUAUUUGAAAAUGUAUCAACUCUUGGUAUGUUUCUCAAAGCUAUUAUUCAUUUUCUUCUAUUCUCAAUUAUUCAACAUAAAUGUACAAUGUUUAAUAUCAAUUCACCACCAGAACCCUGUACAAUAUCAAAUUUAAUUCAAAUCUUAGCUGCAUAUGUCAGUAUACUACGAAAACAUUGUACUUCAUGUACAAUAUCCAUUCCUUAUGUUUCAAUUGCUGAUAUUUCAUAUUUGCUUGUACGAAGUGCAGCAGAUAAAUGA
Molecule: messenger RNA, 435 nt
Organism: Rotaria sp. Silwood1
Lineage: Eukaryota; Metazoa; Rotifera; Eurotatoria; Philodinida; Philodinidae
Source: the annotation of a GenBank genome assembly